AUGCUAGAUCCAUUUCCCCCUCCACCAGCCUGGCUGCAGGACCUCGUCACACCCUGGGCCGAAUACCUACGCUUAUACACACUCCCCUACCACGUCCACGAAGUCAUCUUCGCCUUCGUAUUCUACCAAGUCAUCCACACCUACAUCUCGCCAUGGCUCUCCACUCGACUGUUUCCUCGACAUUAUCCCCAACUCCCAAAACGAACACGCCUAAACUGGGAUAUCCACGUCGUUUCGUUUGUACAGAGCGUUCUCAUCAACGUCAUAGCGCUAUGGGUCAUGUUUGCGGAUGAAGAGAGAAAGAGAAUGAAUAUCGAUGAGCGGGUGCAUGGAUAUACCGGUGCUAAUGGGCUUGUACAAGCUCUUGCUACAGGUUAUUUCAUUUACGAUAUUAUCGUCAGUACGCUGCACAUCAAUUUGUUUGGGAUUGGGAUGUUGUUUCAUGCUAUCAGCGCUUUGUGUGUGUUUAGUCUUGGAUUUAGACCAUUCGUCAAUUACUACGCCCCGACCUUCAUUCUUUACGAACUCUCCAGCCCAUUCCUCAAUAUCCACUGGUUCUUGGACAAGGUCAACAUGACCGGUAGCAAACUGCAGUGGUACAACGGCAUGAUGCUUCUGGUCGCCUUCUUUUCGUGCCGUCUCGUGUGGGGCACAUGGCAAUCCGUCAUUGUCUACGGCGACAUGUGGCACGCAUGGAAACAGAGUCGUUCCAUGACCCAUUCACCCUUCCUCGACGGCGUCUCUACCAACGCACCCGUUUUCAAGCUUGGUGAAGGCGGGCUUCUGUGUGCGGAUGACAGCUGUCUCAGAGCGAACGCUGAGAUUUCGCAGUUCGCCCAUUAUUUCACCGAUGUCUCGCUUCCGCAGUGGCUGCCAAUUGCAUACGUUGUUUCGAACUUGAUUCUCAACUCGCUCAAUUUCUACUGGUUCUCGCAGAUGAUUGAUGCUGUGCUGAAACGAUUCCGUCAACAACCUGUCGAGAAGAAGGAGACAGCACCCAAGGAACCCACGUAUGUUUUUGAUGCAGCUGAGAAGCUGGGGAAGGAGCAGGGUUAUUUUGAGACUGGGGAUGCCGCUGAGCUUGCGAUUCCUACUGCGACGGGUGUCGAGACUACGGAGGGAGGAAAUGCGUUGAAACAGCGCAAAGUCGUUAUUGCCUGA
Messenger RNA from Talaromyces amestolkiae, 1161 nucleotides. RefSeq lists its product as uncharacterized. Gene Ontology annotation, cellular component: endoplasmic reticulum; membrane. The record is from RefSeq and is a predicted model, not a curated record. Bases 1 to 1161 code for a protein of 386 amino acids. The transcript has 2 exons. NCBI's taxonomy places the organism in Eukaryota, Fungi, Ascomycota, Eurotiomycetes, Eurotiales, Trichocomaceae. Gene Ontology annotation, biological process: lipid homeostasis.